AAUGAAUUUAGUGUUAUAACAAGGAGAACCAGUUUAUAGUACAAAAUGGCGUUGACCAAAAAGAAAGACGGUUCGCCAAAUGUUAAAUUCUUCGAAACUGUUGAAACAAUCGCACAAUUUGACUCCGUGAGAACAUGGCUGAACAAAAACUACAAAAAGUACAUGCAAGCAGACCCUCCCACGAACAAGAACCUUGCAAGUCUGGUGUGUCAGCUGCUUCAGUUCAUGGAAGAUGCGUUCGGGAAACAUGUCAGCAACCCAGCGCUCACAAAGCUUCCUAUAAGAUGUUUCCUGGACUUUAAGCCUGGUGGUGCAUUAUGCCAUAUCUUGGCCGCUGUCUACAAAUUCAAGAGUGACCAGGGGUGGAGAAGGUUUGACUUUCAGUCCCCAUCAAGAAUGGACAGGAAUGUAGAAAUGUUCCUGCAGAUCGAGAAAACCCUUGUCCAGAACAAAUGUCUGAUCCUGCCCACCAUUUAUAUUAUGACUGAUAUGGACAAGGUUCUUCUACCAAAACUGAAAGACAUCAUCAAACGUCACCAGGGAAACAUAACAGAGGAUGACGAGGAGGCGACACACAUUGUCCACGUCCUUCCCACACACCCACCCACAGAAGAGGAGUUUAUUCGUCCUGUGAUGAAGCGUGACCGUAACGCAAUGAUUCAUUGGUGGUACACUCCAGACAGUUACGACGUGUGGGUUCCUGACGUCUCCCCAGACCUGGAGAUCGACAACCCUCAGCACAGCGGGGCCCUGGAGGUGACCGCGAAGUGGCUGCUGGACAUGGAGGAGUACAACGAGUGGAUGAAUGAGGAGGACUACCUCAUCGAGGAUGAGUAUGAAACAAGAAAAAACAAACGUCCAAAGAACAAAGUAACAGUGGAAGAGUUUAUAGCCAACCAGGAAAGUGACAAGAGGGAGAAGCGAGACAAAAAGAGCAAACGGAAAAGAUCCCCCUCCCCCACACCCGCCCCAUCCUCGGAGAAAAAGAAAAGAAAGAGCACGCGGACUCCAGGAGGACCUGGGAACUCUAAGAAGAGGCUAAACAAGGAGGACACUGAUGAUGAUCUGACCCGGGACAUGGAAGAUCCCCUCCCAGAGACCAACAUACAGGAGGUGCAACUCUCAAAGCAGUCAAGCAGUAACCGUAGUAACAAGGACAGUGAGAACCAGCCAAUCAAAGGAGGAACGAUCAUAGACAUGGAUGAGGAGGCCACCGACAAGCUGAUUGGUGAGGAUAGAGGGGAUGAGGAAGGAGCAGACGAUGACUCCAAGCGAGAGAAAGAGGAUGAGGACAACGUGACUGAGCAGACCCAUCACAUCAUCAUACCCAGCUACUCGGCCUGGUUCGACUACAAUGCCAUUCACUCCAUUGAGAGGCGGGCCCUGCCGGAAUUCUUCAAUGGAAAGAACAAGUCGAAAACGCCAGAGAUAUACCUGGCCUACAGGAACUUUAUGCUGGACACAUACAGACUAAACCCCACAGAGUACUUGACAAGCACCGCCUGCAGAAGAAACUUGGCCGGGGAUGUGUGUGCUAUAAUGAGAGUCCAUGCUUUCCUGGAGCAGUGGGGCCUGAUUAACUAUCAGGUGGAUGUGGACAACAGAGCCACCGCCAUGGGCCCCCCACCCACCUCUCACUUCCACAUCAUGGCUGACACACCCUCAGGACUUCAACCCGUCAAUCCACCAAAAGUCAACCAGCCCUCAGCAGCAAAACAGAUUGUUAGCUUUGAUGACAAAGACAAAGAGAGGGACACAAGCGAGGGCCGGGAGCUCUCUGACUUCAGUCUACGCAUGGAUAUAUACGCCAAGAAAGCACUAAAAGACAAGGGAGCAGCCACCCGUUCUCGGGAAUGGACCGACCAGGAGACCCUGCUUCUGCUGGAGGGACUGGAGAUGUACAAAGACGACUGGAACAAAGUCAGUGAACAUGUUGGCAGUCGAACCCAGGACGAGUGUAUCCUUCACUUCCUCCGCUUGCCCAUUGAGGACCCAUUCCUGGAGGAGAGUGACUUUGGCCAUGCAGGUCAGUCAGGACCCCUGGCGUACCAACCCAUCCCCUUCUCCCAGACAGGAAACCCCAUUAUGUCCACUGUGGCAUUCCUGGCCUCUGUCGUUGAUCCAAGAGUCGCCAGUGCAGCAGCUAAAUCAGCUCUGGAAGAGUUUUCAAAGAUGAAGGACGAGGUGCCCCCUGCCCUUACUGAUGCUCAUGUCAAAAUGGUGGAGGAUGCAAACAAAGAGGGCAAGUCUCUGGAGGCUGAGUUUGGUCUCGAGAAGAGUGGCAUUGCAGGAACUGUCCCCGAGAAAGAGGAAGGUAUGAAAGCUGAAGAGGCAGUGAAAGAAGAGGAGGAAAAGAAAGAAGAAGAAGAAAAGACAGAGGAAAAGAAGGAGGAGGACAAGGAAGAAAAGAAAGAGGAAGCCAUGGAAACAGAUGCCCAGGACAAUGAAGAAAAGAGAGAGGAGGAGAAACCAGAGAAAGAAAAUGAAGAAGAAAAGGCAGAGAGUAAGACAGAGUCUGAGACCAAAGAGGAAACAGAGGAGAAGAAACCAGAGGAAGAGAAGGAGACAGAGGAACAGAUCCAAGAGAAAGUCAGCAAGGCAGUGGCCAAGAUCCCCAUCAAGCCAGACGGCAAUGUGGCAACCGCUGCUGCAGCAGCAUUAGCAUCAGCUGCCGUGAAGGCCAAGCACUUAGCAGCUGUCGAGGAGAGGAAGAUAAAGAGUUUAGUGGCAUUGCUGGUUGAGACACAAAUGAAGAAACUGGAGAUUAAGUUACGUCACUUUGAAGAGCUUGAAGCCAUCAUGGACAGGGAAAGAGAUGCAUUGGAGUACCAAAGACAGCAACUUCUACAAGAGAGGCAGCAGUUCCACAUGGAGCAGAUAAAGGCUGCAGAACACCGAGCCAGACAAAUAGCCAUGCAGCAAAUGGUGACAGAGCAGAGACAGCAGAAUAUUGGGGCAGGGGACCAAGCCUCAGGACCUGGAGGCCCAGUAAUGACAGCUAACCCCAGUUUGGCAGCAGCUGUGGGACAGAGCUACCCCCUGUCUGGCUCCCCAAUGCCCCCUCAGGGACCCCAGGCCACCCAGGGCUCUCCUGCCCCUCCCCCACCAGCCUCACAGCCCCCGGCUGCCCAGCCGGUCACUGGCACAGCAGAGGGGGACCUCUCAGCACCAGCCUCAUCCAAUGAUGUCCAGGCCGAGCCUAUGAGUACUGACCCUCCCCAGACCACUGUCCACCCCCCACAGAACAUGAUGGGCACCAGUCCUGUCUCCUAACAUCACAGAAGUCAUCGCCAUCAUCUUCAACCAUCGGCCGCUUUUAUCUACAGAUUCACUGUACCUCAUUAUUGCAUAGUAAACUUGUAUAAAGGUGCUUAUCAUGCGAAGACUGUUGAACAGAUAGAGGAUACUGAUGUUGUGUUCCCGUGCUAACCGUGUAAUGACUGUCGUAGUGGUGAAGAUCUGUGUUCUUGUGCUGCCAUGUAUUCAUGGCCCCACUGUCAUCAACAUGAAUCUCCAACCAAUCAGUGAACUCUGUCAUAUUUCUUGUAGUAUGUUGUAAUAAAGUUUUUUGUCAAACAAUCAA
Magallana angulata is the source of this 3583-nucleotide messenger RNA. RefSeq names its product SWI/SNF complex subunit SMARCC2-like. NCBI's taxonomy places the organism in Eukaryota, Metazoa, Mollusca, Bivalvia, Ostreida, Ostreidae. Gene Ontology annotation, biological process: positive regulation of DNA-templated transcription. The record is from RefSeq and is a predicted model, not a curated record. The transcript is spliced from 24 exons. Gene Ontology annotation, cellular component: npBAF complex; nBAF complex; SWI/SNF complex. Bases 46 to 3273 code for a protein of 1075 amino acids. Gene Ontology annotation, molecular function: histone binding; nucleosomal DNA binding.